GAUGCGAGUCUAUAACCUAUAACCACAAUUCGGUAAAAUUUAAUAUGCGAGGGAGAGAAGGAAAUUUUGCUUAACGCACAUGUAUAUUUUUACGAAUAUAUUUUUCACUUUGUGUUUUUCAUAAAAAUAUAUAUUCGAUUUUUUUUAUAAAUAUCUACAAUGGAUAAUAUUGUAACUCAUAAUAUUACAACAAUGGAACCUGAACAAAUAAAAAGUUACGAACGAACGCUAUUAAAUAAUUUGUUCGCACAGGAACUCGGAAAAAAUGAAAAACAAAUAAAUGCAUUGAAUGAUUACAAGAACAAAUAUAAAAAGGUGAUAGAAGGGCUUGAAGUGCAUCCAUUAACAGUGUCGGAAAAUUGUAUGGUGCCUAUUGGCAAGCGUGCACUAAUGAAAGGAAAAUUAAUUCACACUAAUGAAAUUUUAGUUUAUUUAGGCGAUGGCUAUUUUGCAAAAUAUAGCGCAUCACAGGCAAUCUUGUUAUGCAACAGAAGGAUAGCAUGGGCAGAUAAAAUGUUGAAGAACUUAGAAGUUGAAAGAAAUUUGUAUGAGAUGAGACAAAAUCUACCAUUAAAUGAUAUUUUUGGACAAGAUGGAAGAAAAGAUAUAUUGGAACAUUGGAAUGAGGACAAACUUGAUGAAUGGAAGACGCAACAUAGGCAGCGUGAAAAGGAGUAUCGUCAGAAACUAGUAAAGUUGAGAGAAAAAGAAAAGACUAAUAUUACUACCGAGGAAGAUCUUUUUAAAAGAUUAGAUGAAUUAGAAUUGGAGGAAGAACUGGAAGACGAAAUAUGCAGACUGGAAACUGAACGAAGAGAAUUUUAUGGUGAUUUGGAUGAGGGAGAAGUCUACAAUGACUCGGAGGAGGAUACAUCUGAUUCUGACGAAAUUACGACAGAGAUGAUUGAAGAGGAAUUAAAAUUGAAAUCUAUUUCAAUGAAUAGAAGCUCAUGUAAUAUAUCAGACGGCAGUGCUGAUGCAGUUCGGGAUAAAAUUCUCGAUAUAAAUGUCACAAAAAAUGAACAAUUUGAUCUCACUGUAAAUUCUAGUCAAGAGGAAUUAAAAAACAAUCAUUUACCUGAAUCAAAAGAGAAGACAUCCGAACUCAUAAACGCAAAGAAAACAGGGAGAGUAUCAUUUAUUGAACCAUAUAGUAUGGAAAAUACAGAAAGCGAUACAGAAGGGGAAAUAUUAAUGUUUAAGCAAGAUAAAACAUGUAAUGAUGAUUCUGAAAAUGAUGAAGAUGAUAUCAUCAGGAUUGAAUUUUCACAUUCAUCUCAUAUUCCAAAUAUAUCUGCAUCAAAUAAUACAGAAAUACAAAGCCCAGUAGAUAUUUAUAAACUAUUUACUGUUCCCAAAUCCAUUUUGAAAAGAUCUCCAAAUGAUAUGAUACCUAAUCAAAUUGUUCCUUUGAACGAAGAAAGUAGUACUGAUGCAGAAGAUGAAGUCGAAUUUGUUAAACAGUCUGCGUACAAUUCUGUAAUCAAGGAAAAAGUCCAAGAAAAUAAAAUAUCGCCAAUAAAUAGUACUUUAGAAAAAAAAAGUGAAAAGAAAAUUGUAAGUAGGUUUAAACUGGAACGAACUGGAAAAAAGAAGUGAUGUGUAAAUAUAUGUUUAUUAUAAUUAAACUUUUGUUUGUACACAACA
Molecule: messenger RNA, 1647 nt
Organism: Nylanderia fulva
Lineage: Eukaryota; Metazoa; Arthropoda; Insecta; Hymenoptera; Formicidae
Gene: uri
Product: unconventional prefoldin RPB5 interactor
Biological process (GO): negative regulation of transcription by RNA polymerase II; negative regulation of phosphatase activity
Molecular function (GO): chromatin binding; transcription corepressor activity; phosphatase inhibitor activity
Source: RefSeq, a predicted model, not a curated record